AUGUUCAGGAGCGUACUCUGCGUCAUAACUGCUCCUCUGAUCGGAAACUUGUAUGCGGCAGGCACAAGAUCUGUGCUUUUAAUCAAUAUGUUGAUUGUAGCAUGCUAUAUUCUCUUCAUUUGUUUUUUGAAGAAAACUCAGAUCAGUAAUGGAGCUAUGAAAAACGUUUAUCGAUCACUGAUUGCUAUCAGUGGUGCGGUCGUCUUCGGCUCAUUCAGCACGACGUUAAUAAGCUCAUUUGCUGAAAUACUCAAGGUCAAGAUAGACAGAGCAGACGUGGAUCUCGUAUCAGGACUAUUCAUAAAUACUUCAUGUUCCAUUAAUUUCUUCAUUCUCUACGCUUUU
Ostertagia ostertagi is the source of this 345-nucleotide messenger RNA. The record is from the annotation of a GenBank genome assembly. Lineage: Eukaryota; Metazoa; Nematoda; Chromadorea; Rhabditida; Trichostrongylidae.